UAACGCCAACAACUUCGUACAUUGGGUACAUAGCCAGCCUCCCAUCUCUCUGUUUCUUCUCUCCUUGCUCUCGAUCCCUUACGUCUCCACCUGUUCACCUGGCUUGGAGCUGCCUUGUGGCGGGAGGAGAGAGGGAGGGAGAGAGAAAGAGAGAGAGAGAGAGAGAAUACAGAGGAGAAAUUAAGGGUCUUGCCUCCCCCAGAAAAGCCCCUCGCCCUCCUAUAUCUCUUUCUUUCCUACUGCUACUUUUGCUGACCCGAGGAAUCAGUUUGCACUCGCACUCUCUCGCCUCGCACGCAAUUGCAGUCUUUUUCGAACCUCCGCCACAAUGCUGUCCCUCAGCCGCACCGCGUUUCUGGAGGGCGUAGAUCAACGCCGUUUCUGUCGUGCGCAGAGAACUCCGGCGGCGAAGGUGAAGGCCGGAGUGGUGCGGUGUGUCGCGGCGGGUGAGAGGAAAACGAGGAACGCUGAGAUCUUGAUAGAGAAGAGCGCAGAUAUGGUGGAUCCGAAAUCGGCCGUCUCCGGCGGCGUAAAGGACGUUUACGGCGAGGAUCGGGCCACCGAGGAACAUCACAUCACGCCGUGGAGCCUUUCCGUUGCCAGCGGCUACUCAUUGUUAAGAGAUCCACACCACAAUAAAGGUCUUGCCUUCACUGAAAAGGAGAGAGAUGCACACUAUUUGCGUGGUCUCUUACCUCCAACAUGCUUAUCUCAAGAACUCCAGGUGAAGAAGCUUAUGCACAAUCUUCGUCAGUAUCAAGUUCCCCUUCAACGUUACAUGGCACUGAUGGACCUUCAGGAGUCGAACGAGAGGCUGUUUUACAAGCUUCUGAUUGAUAAUGUUGAGGAAUUACUUCCUGUUGUUUACACACCAACAGUUGGUGAAGCUUGUCAGAAAUAUGGAAGCAUUUUUAGGCGACCACAGGGGCUCUACAUUAGUCUGAAAGAAAAGGGCAAGAUUCUUGAGGUAAUGAAGAAUUGGCCAGAGAAAGCAAUUCAAGUUAUUGUGGUUACUGAUGGCGAACGUAUUUUGGGACUUGGUGAUCUGGGUUCCCAGGGUAUGGGGAUUCCUGUUGGCAAGCUUUCUUUAUACACUGCUCUUGGGGGUCUUCGUCCAUCGGCUUGCUUACCCGUCACAAUUGAUGUGGGAACAAACAAUGAAAAGUUGCUGAAAGAUGAGUUUUAUAUAGGAUUGAGGCAGAAGCGUGCCACUGGUCAGGAGUAUGCAGAACUUAUGGAAGAAUUUAUGAGAGCUGUUAAGCAAAACUAUGGAGAGAAAGUGCUUAUACAGUUUGAAGACUUUGCAAACCAUAAUGCAUUUAGCUUACUUGAAAAGUACAGCAAGACUCAUCUUGUCUUCAAUGAUGAUAUUCAGGGAACAGCUUCGGUUGUCCUUGCUGGGGUAGUUGCAGCACUAAAGGUGGUUGGUGGUAAAUUAACAGACCAUACUUUCUUAUUCCUUGGAGCUGGGGAGGCUGGUACUGGCAUUGCAGAACUCAUAGCACUUGAGAUGUCAAAACAGACAAGUACUCCUAUUGCAGAAUGUCGCAAAAGAAUCUGGCUUGUGGAUUCUAAGGGUCUAAUAGUCAAGUCCCGUUUUGAGACUCUCCAACACUUCAAAAAACCAUGGGCUCAUGAACACGAAUUUGUUAGGGACAUAUCAGAGGCUGUCAAGGUUAUCAAGCCAACUGUACUCAUUGGAUCUUCUGGAGUGGGCAGAACUUUCACAAAGGAAGUAGUUGAGACCAUGGCUUCCUUCAAUGAGAAACCUAUCAUCUUAGCUCUGUCCAAUCCAACAUCACAGUCUGAAUGCACUGCUGAGGAAGCAUACACUUGGAGUAAGGGUCGAGCAAUCUUUGCUAGUGGAAGUCCAUUUAAUCCUGUCGAAUAUGAAGGCAAAUCUUUCACGCCUGGGCAGGCAAACAAUGCUUACAUAUUUCCUGGAUUUGGUCUUGGUUUAAUAAUGUCAGGAGCUAUCCGUGUACAUGAUGACAUGCUUCUUGCAGCUUCGGAAGCUCUAGCUUCGCAGGUGACGCAGGAGAACUUUGAAAAAGGAUCAAUCUAUCCGCCUUUCAAGAAUAUUAGAAAGAUAUCAGCUCAAAUUGCUGCUGAUGUUGCUGCCAAAGCAUAUGAACUUGGCUUGGCUUCUCAUCUUCCUCGCCCUCAAAACCUGGUGAAAUAUGCAGAGAGCUGCAUGUACAGCCCUAUUUACCGCCAAUAUCGAUAAAUUCGGCAGUCAAUUUAUGAUGUCAGUUACUUCAGCUUUUAAUCUGCGUUUAACGAUUUAAAUUAUUUAUUAGUAUUAUGCAAGUCAAUUCGUUUAUGCCUCAGCUCUUAGAGAGUUUGUUGUUGGUGGCUUCUGCUGUUAGUGUAAUAGGUGUUUUCAUAUAACAUAACAUCAUAUAUUCUUUCAGUGCAAGUGGAAUUUGUUCUUCCAGCUGAAUAUGAUUGACAUAAUGGAAAAAAAUGUUGUUUUUUAUCA
Molecule: messenger RNA, 2482 nt
Organism: Dendrobium catenatum
Lineage: Eukaryota; Viridiplantae; Streptophyta; Magnoliopsida; Asparagales; Orchidaceae
Product: NADP-dependent malic enzyme
Exons: 19
Coding region: 329-2227 (632 amino acids)
Biological process (GO): malate metabolic process; pyruvate metabolic process
Cellular component (GO): chloroplast
Molecular function (GO): NAD binding; malate dehydrogenase (decarboxylating) (NAD+) activity; malate dehydrogenase (decarboxylating) (NADP+) activity
Source: RefSeq, a predicted model, not a curated record